This is a messenger RNA of Beta vulgaris subsp. vulgaris (sugar beet), 702 nucleotides long. RefSeq lists its product as hypothetical. Bases 110 to 457 code for a protein of 115 amino acids. The record is from RefSeq and is a predicted model, not a curated record. The transcript is spliced from 2 exons. Lineage: Eukaryota; Viridiplantae; Streptophyta; Magnoliopsida; Caryophyllales; Amaranthaceae.
CCAUAUUUUCAUAUCUUAAUCUGAAAUUCUCCUUAUAUAUACCCUUUAAACUUAUAUCACCAAAUCACAUCAAAAACCCAUCCUUUAUUUCUUUUUUCCCAUUCUAAAUAUGGCAAGUUUGAUUAAGAAUAAUAAUCAUGUUUUCGUUUUAGUUAUAUUUCUGGGUCUAAUUGGGGCUUACUAUGGAAACAUUAAGGUGGGAAAUGGGCAAUGUAGUGGAGAUUUACAAGGGCUUAUAACACAAUGUUCAACAUUUGUUCAAAAACCAGGUCCAAUUAUGAACCCAUCUCAAACAUGUUGUAAUGUGUUGAACAACAUUGAUGUAGCAUGCAUGUGUAACCACAUUACACAGCAGGUGGAGCAGAUAAUUAGCAUGCCUAAAGCUAUGCAUUGUCUUCAGUCUUGUGGCAAGCCCUUGGCUCAUGGCUCUAAAUGUGGAAGUUAUACAGUUCCAUGAGCGAGGAAUGAGGAACAUAUAUGAUUUGCAGUUGUAUGCUGUCGCAUGAUACAAAUCUACCGUUGAAGAACAUGUUUUUAUGCUUAGGCUUCUUAUGAUUCAUUUAACUAGUUUGCUGGUGCUUCGCAUUUCCACCCUAGUUUGUUUUAGGUGUUUUGGGUCUUUAUUCUAGUCUGUUGUAGUUGUUGGGUUUUUACCCCUGUUUGUUGUUGGUGUUAAGUGGUGUAUGCAUUCCUUGUGGUGUA